AUGGAGUUAGGCCUUAUAAUCGGAUUCACAGCAGUGCUAAUACCUCAAUUAAGGGAUGACACAUACAUGGGGAUGGACAAAAAUGCGGAGUCUUGGAUUGCAUCAAUUCAAGGAUUUUCAUUCAUGCUAGCAGCUUUUGUGAGUCCAUGUGUAAUAGACCAAUAUGGCAGAAGAAAGGCAAAUUUUAUCGGAGCUAUCAUUGUAGCCAUCGGUUGGUUCUUUCUGAUAGUAUCUGGGAAUCUUACUAUGAUAAUUAUCGCCAGAAUAUUACAAGGUCUAGCACUUGGAAUAUCAAGUUUGUCAGGAGCUGUUUUGGUAGCGGAAUAUACAUCUCCGAAAUACAGAGGAGCCUUUAUCACCUUAACUACAAUUACAAUGUUAUCUGGAAGUUUAAUAGUUCAUGCAUUAGGAUAUUUUCUUUUAUGGCAUCAGGUAGCUAUAUUCUGUCUGUGUGUUGCAAUUUUGGAUGGUGUCUUAGUAUUUUUAUCACCAGAAAGCCCGGUUUUCUUAGCAACUCAAGGUAGAUUUGACGAAUGCAAAAAAGUGUUUCAUUGGCUACGAGAUUUGGAUGAAGACGAAGAAUUAGACGCUAUGAUCAAAGUUCAAAUAUUACGCAGAGCAGCUAUGAAUGAGCCACAGAAGACAAUACUUAAUAAAUUUACUGUUAAAAUAAAAUCUGCAUUGAUUACUAUUAAGAAAGCUGAUUUCUACAAGCCUUUGAUUGUGAUGAUGCAUUUUAAUAUUAUUUCCGUUUGGUGUGGGGCGGUCAUGAUGGAUGCAUAUGGGUUUGAUGUAUUUCAGAAGCUGGUUGGAGGGUCAGAGGACGAGAUUCUUCAGAAUGGAAAGAAUUUCUCAUUGCCAGCUAUCAGGUUUACCUCCACCUAUUUUUUACUUGGAGUAAAUCUUCAUGGAGACCCGUCCGUCCCGGAGGCAAGCGGGUACCUCAAGACUCAUACUUACUAA
Messenger RNA from Achroia grisella, 963 nucleotides. Its product is annotated as facilitated trehalose transporter Tret1-like. Lineage: Eukaryota; Metazoa; Arthropoda; Insecta; Lepidoptera; Pyralidae. The transcript is spliced from 3 exons. The record is from RefSeq and is a predicted model, not a curated record. Gene Ontology annotation, cellular component: membrane. Gene Ontology annotation, molecular function: transmembrane transporter activity. Bases 1 to 963 code for a protein of 320 amino acids. Gene Ontology annotation, biological process: transmembrane transport.